AUGAUUGCCGUGCAACACCCAGUUGCGCUCCCAGAGCCGCCCUCCAUACCGGCCAACGCCCCAGAGCAUUGUCCAGGUACCGAGUCAGACCAGGCUGGUAAGGCUGAUGCCUGCAACGGUUGCGCCAACCAGGAAGUAUGCGCGUCCGGUGUUACGACUGGUCCAGACCCGGCGCUUCCGCUCAUAAGAUCUCGCAUGGCGCACAUCAAGCGCAAAGUACUAAUACUUAGUGGCAAGGGGGGCGUUGGAAAAAGCACAUUUACUGCCCAACUGGGAUGGGCUUUUGCCGCGGAUGAAAAUCUCCAAACUGGUAUAAUGGACGUUGAUAUUUGUGGACCAUCCAUCCCAACAUUGUUUGGACUUGUGAAUGAGCAGAUUCAUGAUUCUGCUUCAGGGUGGUCACCCGUCUACGUACAAGACAACUUGUGCACAAUGUCAGUCGGAUUCAUGCUUCCUUCCGAGACGUCUGCUGUAAUGUGGCGCGGCCCCAAAAAGAAUGGACUUAUCGGGCAGUUCUUAAAAGACGUUGAUUGGGGUGAACUCGACUAUUUGCUGGUCGAUACCCCUCCUGGAACCUCCGAUGAGCACCUCAGCAUUGUUCAGUACCUAAAGGAGAGCGGGAUAGAUGGCGCAGUACUCCUCACUACUCCUCAAGAGGUAGCUCUCCAAGACGUCAGACGAGAGAUUAGCUUCUGCCGAAAGGUCGGCAUUCGGAUCAUAGGGCUCGUGGAGAAUAUGUCUGGAUUUGUUUGCCCCGGUUGCAAGACGGAGUCCCAGAUUUUUCGACCGACCACUGGCGGAGCGGCCAAACUUGCUGAAGAGGAAGGGAUUGAACUUCUUGGCCGAGUGCCACUUGACCCCCGAAUAGGCAAAAGUGCUGAUUAUGGCAUUAGUUUCCUGGAUGAAUACCCUGAUAGUCCUGCUACUCAGGCGUAUCUCGAUAUCAUUGAUAGGCUGCGCAUGAUUCUAGAUAGCGAACAGCCCGAAACCUAA
Molecule: messenger RNA, 993 nt
Organism: Rhizoctonia solani
Lineage: Eukaryota; Fungi; Basidiomycota; Agaricomycetes; Cantharellales; Ceratobasidiaceae
Product: cytosolic Fe-S cluster assembly factor NBP35
Exons: 4
Coding region: 1-993 (330 amino acids)
Biological process (GO): iron-sulfur cluster assembly
Cellular component (GO): cytosol
Molecular function (GO): 4 iron, 4 sulfur cluster binding; ATP binding; ATP-dependent FeS chaperone activity
Source: RefSeq, a predicted model, not a curated record